Molecule: messenger RNA, 1327 nt
Organism: Cololabis saira (Pacific saury)
Lineage: Eukaryota; Metazoa; Chordata; Actinopteri; Beloniformes; Belonidae
Product: clarin-3
Exons: 3
Coding region: 122-820 (232 amino acids)
Source: RefSeq, a predicted model, not a curated record
CCAUUUCACUCCACCCAGGAGACGUACACUCAGACAGGACCUUCAGAGGAUCUAAGACUGCAUCUGUUGUUUUACAGAAGAGACGCUUGGAUUUCCAUUUGACCAACAAGAAUAAGCAAUAAUGCCAUCCACAUCGAAGACUCUGUAUUUCAUGUCCAGUGCACUGGCUACUGCCAUAGGUAUUGGAAUUUUGGGGUACGCCAUGUCCCAACAGUGGUCCUAUACGACCAUGAAGUGUGCCAGGUCUGAGAGUGACUUAUAUAAUGGAAGUGCGACGAUCGAUUUGGGCCUUUUUAAAGGGUUAUUAAAGAGAGAAUCCUGUCCCGGUUUUGGAAGUACAGACACAUUUGAAGUGGUUCCUACGUUGGCGGAAGGAGAAGAAGUUGCUUCUCUAAUCCUGCAUGGAUUGGUUGUGUGCCUGUUGGUCCUGUGCAUGGUGUUUUCUGCCUGCAGCAUCCUCAUCUCCCUCUACAACAGUGUCAGCAACCCAUAUGAGACCUACAUGGGCCCUGUUGGAAUCUACACCUGCAGCUCUAUCAGCGCAUGUGUGUCUGUGGUGGUCCUCAUCAUAUUCGUGCUGAACCUUAAUGUGACCAAGAUGGCAGAGGAUUUGGUUACCGGCUUCAUCCCCGGUAUUUCAGUAGUCCUGCUGAAAGAGUCUUCCGAGAUGAAACUUGGAUAUUACCUGGUCAUCCCCUACACGGCGCUGUCUCUGUUGGCCAUUGGCUUGAUCUACAUAUAUGACCAUGCGGCCUACACCCGCCGGCGAGAGCAGGAGAGGCCUACAGAGGAUGCUCCCAAGGACAUCAUAAUGUAUUAGUGUCAUGGCAACAGUAGAGUCAGUCAUUCACACUGACAAGAGUACUCAAGACUUUCUGAAGAAACUUAUUACUGUGGAAUGUAUGGCUGUGUAGCAUUUAGUAUGGAGAUUUGACCUAACAUACCUUCAUAUAGCAUGUUUUAAAUUAAUGUUGUCACAUCAUGAUCAACAGCUUAGCCAUUUUAACAGGAUUUGGGAAAAACAUUCAGACACAAAUCAGUUUUAGUUCAUGGCUUUUUAAAAUCAAAUUCACCUUCUUCUUAUUCUAUUUAUUCUGUAUAUGAGCAAUGUAACGCUUCUUGGUUUGAUAUUAUAACAUUAACAUCGAUCUAAUGAUUACGUUUCACAAUGGAGGAAAAAAAGGUCCACUGGCGUCUGCUGCCCCCUGUCGUUCACAUGAUGUAAAUGCAAAGACACGCUUCAGUGUAUGAAGUCUGUGCCUGAAAAAUGCUUCACGUGGGAAUAAAAGAUGUAUCUGUCACCAGUCACUUUAUAUAAGUGUAAUAA